AUUUCUCUCCUCCUCCUCCUACUCCUACUCCUCCUCUUCCUCCUCUUCUUUCCCUUCCUCUUUUCUCCUCUGACCGACAUCCCACACGCUCUGCCUGCACGUCAGAAGUCCCUCAUAGUCCCCAAAGGAUAAGAUGCCAUGGAGGCCACCAGAACAACGGUGCUGUGUAUCUGCUCCGUCCUGUUUGUGCUAACAGAUGUUGGCUGCGAACUGAUUCACCUUCAUUCGCCAGUUCAACAAGGAUCCACAGGGAUGCCGCUAUUUCUGUCUGUGGAUACCAGAUUUUCACUGGAUGAAGUUGAAAUCCAGGGAACUUGGUCUCACAUCGAUCUGAGUGGCGCCAGGACCACGUUGGUUACCUUUACCAAAGAACAGUACAUCAUUGACAUGAUGUACCAAGACCGCCUCCUCUUUAAAGAAGCAAAUGCUUCUCUGCUCAUCCUGAAGUUGAACAAGAAUGAUGAAGGGCGUUAUAAUCUAACACUCAACAUAAAGUUUCCCAACAAGUCAGCAGUGGUCAUCAAAGAAGAAAAAACUAUCUAUGUGAAAGUAGAUGAGCCUGUAUCUACACCAGCCAUUGAGAAACAGCCACCCUAUGCAGUUGUAGAAGACAAAGGAAAUGUAACGUGGACUUGUUCUGUCGAGAAAGGAACAAGAGUGGUCUUCCAGUGGUUUAAGGAUAACGUCACACUGACUCCCAGCGAGAGAUUUCACUUCGUUCAAGACAACGCCACUCUGUUGAUUAGCCCUGUGAGAAAGGAGGACAUGGGGAAUUAUAGCUGUGCUGCCAGCAACCCAGUGAGCCAAAUCAGGAAAAGCAGCGAAGUGGAGCUCAGUGUUUACUAUGGCCCCUACAACCUGGAGGUGAAUUCCGGCCAGGGCCUCCGGACAGGGGAGGUGUUCACCAUCAACCCUGGAGAGCUGGUGUACUUCGAAUGCCAGGCCGAUUCAAACCCCCCCAACAGCUACGUCUGGAUCUCAAAGAGCCGCAACCCGACUCAGAUCAUCACCGAGGGCCCGCGGCUGGAGGUGCUGUCCUACAAGCUGGCCCAGACCGAGGAGUACCUGUGCCGCGCCUUUAACAACGUGACGAAGAAGCAGGACGAGGCCCAGUUCACUCUGGUGGUGGCCAGCCUGGGAACAGGGAAAGAGAGAUACACCCAAGACGGUAGAUCCGUGUCUCCGCUGGCGGUCAUGGCCGUCUGUUCUUCGUUUAUUAUUGGCUUUAUGCUGCUGUUCCUCUUCCGCAGGGCAUGCCAUCCAAAGAGAGUCCUCAUGAGCAUCUACAACAGACCAUUUACAGAGCAGAAACGACCACAGCGCUCAGGUCAUGAAGAUGCAACAGAGGACUUUGGCAUCUAUGAAUUUGUGUCCGUACCAGGAAAAAUGGAGUCCACACAGGCGUCGUGCAGAUCUCUCGCUCGGCUCGAGUCCGUCCAGGACAUACACACCACCAUCUACGAUGUGAUCAGGCACGUCCCAGAAUCCCCCAGUGUCAGCUUGCUGAAGUAACUGUUUGCUGGGAAGUUUCGGUUGUCAGACUUGAAGACUUCUGUGUAGCUUUAUUCUUGUGUUUGCUGCCCAACCGUUUUUUUGCACAAAGUAUGAAGGAGACCUGUUGGGGUACGCAACCUGAACGUGCACUGUUACUGUCGAGAGCUUCAGACAGAUAUUUAUCAUUUUCUACCAGAGAUUAAAGUUGGAAGAAGUGCAUGUAUGAUCAGAUUUAUCAUUAUUGUUUUAUUGUGUUUGAAAGGAUGCAGUUUGUUAAUGUUUUUUUUGUUUUGUUCAAGGAUGAAGAUGAUUACAAAACAAGUUGAUCUUUAUAUUAGGUUUAAAACCCAAAACACACAUAGAUAACUUCUAUGAAACAGCUAUUAGGAAAUGAAUUAACUUGCAACAUGUAACAGUCCUUGAUAUAACCGUUCGCUUUCUGAGAAGUGUUACAAUGAAUGCAUUUUCUUGCUUUAUUGUACAUAUUGUACAUGGAGACUUCACAUAUAUCAUUCUAUUUGUGUAUCUUUCUCUUAUCUUUGAGGUCCUGCAGAAACCCAGAAAAGGAAAAACACGACAAUGUUGCAAAUGUCUGUCAGAAUAUGACCCAUAAUUAUAAUUUUUUUCUUUUUCAAGAGAAAAACAUAAGACAUGCUUUUUAAAGUUAUGCCUUUUACCACUUUAUAUGACCAUCAACAAUGCUCAUACUGGAAUAGAUGUGCAUAUUUUAUUGGUUGAAUAAAAGUGGUGUAUUUUU
Fundulus heteroclitus (mummichog) is the source of this 2251-nucleotide messenger RNA. RefSeq names its product HEPACAM family member 2 (gene hepacam2). NCBI's taxonomy places the organism in Eukaryota, Metazoa, Chordata, Actinopteri, Cyprinodontiformes, Fundulidae. The record is from RefSeq and is a predicted model, not a curated record. The coding region runs from base 139 to 1512 and encodes 457 amino acids. The transcript is spliced from 9 exons.